Molecule: messenger RNA, 1529 nt
Organism: Catharus ustulatus (Swainson's thrush)
Lineage: Eukaryota; Metazoa; Chordata; Aves; Passeriformes; Turdidae
Gene: DHODH
Product: dihydroorotate dehydrogenase (quinone)
Exons: 8
Coding region: 71-1396 (441 amino acids)
Biological process (GO): pyrimidine ribonucleotide biosynthetic process; 'de novo' pyrimidine nucleobase biosynthetic process
Cellular component (GO): cytoplasm; mitochondrial inner membrane
Molecular function (GO): dihydroorotate dehydrogenase activity
Source: RefSeq, a predicted model, not a curated record
GGCCGAGCGCGGCACCUGGGGACAGCCGGGCUCGGCUGGCUGCGGCUGGGGCGGGCCGGCCAGAGAUGAGAUGGGUGGUGUGGGACCGGGGUCGGCGUGCUGGGAUGGGACGGGUCGGGUGUGGCUGCCGGUGGGGGAUCGCUGCUGGCGCGCUUCUGACAACCUGACACAGGGCCGGCUGCUGGCGCUGGGAGGCUGCGCGGUGCUCCUGGGAUCGGCGCUGGCGGCGGGGGACGAGCGGCUGUACGCGGCGGCGGUGAUGCCCGCGCUCCGGGCGCUGCCCCCUGAGGCCGCCCACGGCCUGGCCUUGCGCGCCGCCGGCCUCGGGCUGCUGCUCCCCGCCCGGCCCGACGGCCCCGCGCUGGAGGUGCGAGUCCUCGGGCAGCGAUUCCGCAACCCAGUGGGCCUGGCUGCUGGCUUCGACAAGCAGUGUGAGGCUGUGGACGGGCUGUACAAGAUGGGCUUUGGCUUUGUGGAAGUGGGGACUGUCACGCCCGAGCCCCAGGAAGGGAACCCCAAGCCCAGGGUCUUCCGGCUGGCAGAGGACGAGGCUGUCAUCAACAGGUACGGAUUCAAUAGCCAUGGCCAUGUUGCAGUGGAGCGCAGGCUGCGAGCCCGCCAGGAGACACAGACCAGGCUCACUGCUGCUGGGAUGCCUCUUGGAGUCAACCUGGGCAAGAACAAGAGCUCUCCUGAUGCUGCAGCUGACUAUGUGGCUGGGGUCCGGACGCUGGGCCCUUUGGCUGACUACCUCGUUGUGAAUGUGUCCAGCCCGAACACCCCAGGGCUGCGGGACCUGCAGGGCAAGGCUGAGCUGCGGGACCUGCUCAGCAAGGUGCUGGUGGAGAGGGACCGACUGCCCUGUGAGCGUAAGCCAGCUGUGCUGGUGAAGAUUGCCCCUGACCUCACUGCACAAGACAAGCAGGACAUCGCCAGCGUUGUCUGUGAGCUAGGUGUGGAUGGGCUGAUAGUCAGCAACACCACCGUGAGCCGUCCCAGCAGCCUCCGGAGCAGGCAGCGCCUGGAGCCGGGGGGCCUCAGUGGGAAGCCCCUGCGGGAGCUCUCCACACAGACCAUCAGGGAGAUGUACACUCUCACUCAAGGCCGAGUGCCCAUUAUCGGCGUGGGCGGGGUGAGCAGUGGGAAGGAUGCCCUGGAGAAGAUCCGUGCUGGAGCCUCGCUCGUGCAGCUGUACACAGCACUUGUGUACCACGGGCCGCCCGUGGUGCGGGCAGUGAAGCGGGAACUGGAGGAGCUGCUGAGGGCUUCAGGAAUGUCAUGGAGGCCGUUGGAGCAGAUCACCGCUGCUGACAUGCUGCACCGUGAAGGUCCAGCUGGGUGGGAGGACCCGUGGCUGACCAGGGAUGGGUGUGACAAUUGCAGUGCCUGGGACUGAGAGAAGGUCCUGGUUCCAGCCCCUGGGAAGGGUCUGAUGGGGGGAGCAGGGGACUGUGCUGCUUUUCAGGACUGUGUUUUGGCUUCCCUGCGGCCAGCAGAACUGAAUGUCAAUAAACAUUUGGCUCACCUGG